AUGACUUCAGAACAGCUCAACGCAUCUUCAUCACCACUCAACACAACAUCAUCAGCAGUCAACAUGACCAUAACCCCUCUUAACCACCAGCCUAAAUGGGUUAAAAUAACCUCACCAACAUUAACUGCAACCUCACCACCACUCAACAUUACUUUGCCCCCACUCAAUGCAACUUCAUCAACAAUGAACAUGAACUCAUCAACACUCAACGCAACCUCACAACCGGUUUUGCUGACCUCAACACCACUCAGCCGAACCACACCACCACAUGACCUCAGAGCCACAAAAUGCAACUUCACCGCCAGUCAACAUGACCUCAGUGCCACUGAAUGCAACUUCACCCCCAGUAAACAUGACCUUACCACCACAAAACUCAACUUCACCACCAGCCAACAUGGCCUCACCACCACAAAACACAACUUCACCACCAGUCAACAUGACCUCAGUGCCACUGAAUGUAACUUCAUCCCCAGUCAACAUGACCUCACCACCACAAAACGCAACUUCACCACCAGCCAACAUGACCUCACCACCACAAAACGCAACUUCACCGCCAGUCAACCUAACUUGACCUCAACACCAUUUAAUGCAACCUCGCCGCCGGUCAACAUGACCUCACCACCACUCAACGCAACCUCACCACCAGCCAACAUGACCUCACCACUACAAAAGGCAACUUCACCGCCAGUCAACGUUACCUCAGCGCCACUGAAUGCAACCUCACCCCCAGCUAACAUGACAUCACCACCAUUUAAUGCAACUUCAUCACGAGCCAACAUGACCUCACCACCACAAAACGCAACUUCACCACCAGCCAAUAUGACCUCACCUCCCCUUAAUUUUACCUCACCCCCAGCUAACAUGACCUCAACACCAUUUAAUGCAACCUCGCCGCAGGUCAACAUGACCUCACCACCACUCAACGCAACCUCACCACCACAAAACGCAACUUCACCGCCAGUCAACAUUACCUCAGCACCACUGAAUGCAUCCUCACCCCCAGCUAACAUGACAUCACCACCAUUUAAUGCAACUUCAUCACCAGCCAACAUGACCUCACCACCACAAAACGCAACUUCACCACCAGCCACUAUGACCUCACCUCCCCUUAAUUUUACCUCACCCCCAGCUAACAUGACAUCAACACCACAAAACGCAACUUCAUCGCCAGUCAACAUGACCUCAACACCACUGAAUGCAACUUCACCCCCAACCAACAUGACCUCACCACCACUAAAUGCAACCUCACCACUAUUCAACAUGACCGCACCACCACUCAACACAUCAUCACCAUCAGCCAACAUGACUUCUCCACCACAAAAUGCAACUACACCCCCAGUCAACAUGACCUCAGUGCCACUGAAUGUAACUUCAUCCCCAGUCAACAUGACCUCACCACCACAAAACGCAACUUCACCACCAGCCAAUAUGACCUCACCUCCCUUUAAUGUUACCGCACCCCCAGCUAACAUGACCUCAACACCAUUUAAUGCAACCUCACUGCCGGUCAACAUGACCUUACCACCACUGAACGCAACCUCACCACCAGCCAACAUGACCUCACCACCACAAAACGCAACUUCACCGCCAGGCAAAGUUACCUCAGCUCCACUGAAUGCAACCUUACCACCAGCUAACAUGACAUCACCACCAUUUAAUGCAACCUUACCACCAGCUAACAUGACAUCACCACCAUUUAAUGCAACUUCAUCCCCAGCCAACAUGACCUCACCUUCCCUUAAGUUUACCUCAACCCAAGCUAACAUGACAUCACCACCAUUUAAUGCAACUUCAUCACCAGCCAACAUGACCUCACCACCACAAAACGCAACUUCACCGCCAGUCAACAUUACCUCAGCACCACUGAAUGCAUCCUCACCCCCAGCUAACAUGACAUCACCACCAUUUAAUGCAACUUCAUCACCAGCCAACAUGACCUCACCACCACAAAAUGCAACUUCACCACCAGCCACUAUGACCUCACCUCCCCUUAAUCUUACCUCACCCCCAGCUAACAUGACAUCAACACCACAAAACGCAACUUCAUCGCCAGUCAACAUGACCUCAGCACCACUGAAUGCAACUUCACCCCCAACCAACAUGACCUCACCACCACUAAAUGCAACCUCACCACUAUUCAACAUGACCUCACCACCACUCAACACAUCAUCACCAUCAGCCAACAUGACUUCUCCACCACAAAAUGCAACUACACCCCCAGUCAACAUGACCUCAGUGCCACUCAACUCAACUUCACCACCAGCCAAUAUGACCUCACCUCCCCUUAAUGUUACCUCACCGCCAGCUAACAUGACCUCAACACCAUUUAAUGCAACUUCACCCCCAACCAACAUGACCUCACCACCACUAAAUGCAACCUCACCACUAUUCAACAUGACCGCACCACCACUCAACACAUCAUCACCAUCAGCCAACAUGACUUCUCCACCACAAAAUGCAACUACACCCCCAGUCAACAUGACCUCAGUGCCACUGAAUGUAACUUCAUCCCCAGUCAACAUGACCUCACCACCACAAAACGCAACUUCACCACCAGCCAAUAUGACCUCACCUCCCCUUAAUGUUACCGCACCCCCAGCUAACAUGACCUCAACACCAUUUAAUGCAACCUCGCUCCCGGUCAACAUGACCUCACCACCACUGAACGCAACCUCACCACCAGCCAACAUGACCUCACCACCACAAAACGCAACUUCACCGCCAGGCAACGUUACCUCAGCUCCACUGAAUGCAACCUCACCACCAGCUAACAUGACAUCACCACCAUUUAAUGCAACUUCAUCACCAGCCAACAUGACCUCACCACCACAAAAUGCAACUUCACCACCAGCCACUAUGACCUCACCUCCCCUUAAUUUUACCUCACCCCCAGCUAACAUGACAUCAACACCACAAAACGCAACUUCAUCGCCAGUCAACAUGACCUCAGCACCACUGAAUGCAACUUCACCCCCAACCAACAUGACCUCACCACCACUAAAUGCAACCUCACCACUAUUCAACAUGACCGCACCACCACUCAACACAUCAUCACCAUCAGCCAACAUGACUUCUCCACCACAAAAUGCAACUACACCCCCAGUCAACAUGACCUCAGUGCCACUCAACUCAACUUCACCACCAGCCAAUAUGACCUCACCUCCCCUUAAUGUUACCUCACCGCCAGCUAACAUGACCUCAACACCAUUUAAUGCAACCUCGCCGCCGGUCAACAUGACCUCACCAUCAUUCAAUGCAACCUCACCACCAGCCAACAUGACCUCACCACCACAAAACGCAACUUCACCACCAGCCAAUAUGACCUCACCUCCCCUUAAUUUUACCUCACCCCCAGCUAACAUGACAACAACACCACAAAACGCAACUUCAUCGCCAGUCAACAUGACCUCAGCACCACUGAAUGCAACUUCAUCCGCAGCCAACAUGACCUCACCUCCCCUUAAGUUUACCUCAACCCAAGCUAACAUGACAUCACCACCAUUUAAUGCAACUUCAUCACCAGCCAACAUGACCUCACCACCACAAAACGCAACUUCAUCGCCAGUCAACAUGACCUCAGCACCACUGAAUGCAACUUCACCCCCAACCAACAUGACCUCACCACCACUAAAUGCAACCUCACCACUAUUCAACAUGACCGCACCACCACUCAACACAUCAUCACCAUCAGCCAACAUGACUUCUCCACCACAAAAUGCAACUACACCCCCAGUCAACAUGACCUCAGUGCCACUCAACUCAACUUCACCACCAGCCAAUAUGACCUCACCUCCCCUUAAUGUUACCUCACCGCCAGCUAACAUGACCUCAACACCAUUUAAUGCAACCUCGCCGCCGGUCAACAUGACCUCACCAUCAUUCAAUGCAACCUCACCACCAGCCAACAUGACCUCACCACCACAAAACGCAACUUCACCACCAGCCAAUAUGACCUCACCUCCCCUUAAUUUUACCUCACCCCCAGCUAACAUGACAACAACACCACAAAACGCAACUUCAUCGCCAGUCAACAUGACCUCAGCACCACUGAAUGCAACUUCACCCCCAACCAACAUGACCUCACCACCACUUCAUGUAACCUCACCACCAUUCAACAUGACCUCACCACCACAAAACACAACUUUACCGCCAGUCAACGUUACCUCAGCGCCACUGAAUGCAACCUCACCCCCAGCUAACAUGACAUCACCACCAUCUAAUUCAACUUCAUCACCAGCCAACAUGACCUCACCACCACAAAACGCAACUUCAUCGCCAGUCAACAUGACCUCAGCACCACUGAAUGCAACUUCACCCCCAACCAACAUGACCUCACCACCACUUAAUGUAACCUCACCACCAUUCAACAUGACCUCACCACCACUCAACACAUCAUCACCAUCAGUCAACAUGACUUCUCCACCACAAAAUGCAACUUCAUCCCCAGUGAACAUGACCUCAGCACCACUCAACUCAACUUCACCACCAGCCAAUAUGACCUCACCUCCCCUUAAUGUUACCUCACCCCCAUCUAACAUGACCUCAACACCAUUUAAUGCAACCUCGCCGCCGGUCAACAUAACCUCACCACCACAAAACGCAACUUCACCGCCAGUCAACGUUACCUCAGCGCCACUGAAUGCAACCUCACCCCCAGCUAACAUGACAUCACCACCAUUUAUUGCAACUUCAUCACCAGCCAACAUGACCUCACCACCACAAAACGCAACUUCAUCGCCAGUCAACAUGACCUCAGCACCACUGAAUGCAACUUCACCGCCAACCAACAUGACCUCACCACCACUGAAUGCAACUUCACCCCCAACCAACAUGACCUCACCACCACUUAAUGCAACCUCACCACCAGCUAACAUGACCUCAACACCGUAUAAUGCAACCUCGCCGCCGGUCAACAUGACCUCACCAGCACUCAACGCAACCUCACCGCCUUUCAACAUGACCUCACCACCACUCAACACAUCAUCACCAUCAGCCAACAUGACUUCUCCACCACAAAAUGCAACUUCACCCUCAGUGAACAUGACCUCAGCACCACUCAACUCAACUUCACCACCAGCCAAUAUGACCUCACCUCCCUUUAAUGUUACCUCACCCCCAGCUAACAUGACAUCAACAUCACAAAACGCAACUUCACCGCCACUCAACAUAACGGCAGCACCGCUAAAUGCAACCACAACACCAGCCACUAAUACCUCACUAGCACUCAACACAUCCUCACCAACAAUCAAUUCUACCUCAGCACAACUCAGCACAACAAGUUUGCCAGUUCAGACCACCCUGUCACUCAACGCAACUGUACCACCAAUCAACAUGACCUCACCAUCGCAAAACACAACUUCACCCCCAGUCAAUAUGACAUCAGUACCAAUAAAUGCAACUUCAUCCCCAGCCAACAUGACCUCACCUCCCCUUAAUUUUACCUCAACCCCAGCUAACAUGACAUCACCACCAUUUAAUGCAACUUCAUCACCAGCCAACAUGACUUCACCACCACAAAACGCAACUUCACCACCAGCCAAUAUGACCUCACCACCACUAAAUGCAACCUCACCACUAUUCAACAUGACCGCACCACCACUCAACACAUCAUCACCAUCAGCCAACAUGACUUCUCCACCACAAAAUGCAACUACACCCCCAGUCAACAUGACCUCAGUGCCACAAAACGCAACUUCACCGCCAGUCAACGUUACCUCAGCGCCACUGAAUGCAACCUCACCCCCAGCUAACAUGACAUCACCACCAUUUAAUACAACUUCAUCACCAGCCAAUAUGACCUCACCUCCCCUUAAUUUUACCUCACCCCCAACUAACAUGACAUCAACACCACAAAACGCAACUUCAUCGCCAGUCAACAUGACCUCAGCACCACUGAAUGCAACCUCACCACUAUUCAAUAUGACCGCACCACCACUCAACACAUCAUCACCAUCAGCCAACAUGACUUCUCCACCACAAAAUGCAACUACACCCCCAGUGAACAUGACCUCAGCACCACUCAACUCAACUUCACCACCAGCCAAUAUGACCUCACCUCCCCUUAAUGUUACCUCAGCCCCAGCUAACAUGACCUCAACACCAUUUAAUGCAACCUCGCCGCCGGUCAACAUGACCUCACCACCACUCAACGCAACCUCACCACCAGCCAACAUGACCUCACCACCACAAAACGCAACUUCACCGCCAGUCAACGUUACCUCAGCGCCACUGAAUGCAACCUCACCCCCAGCUAACAUGACAUCACCACCAUUUAAUUCAACUUCAUCACCAGCCAACAUGACCUCACCACCACUGAAUGCAACUUCACCCCCAACCAACAUGACCUCACCACCACUUAAUGUAACCUCACCACCAUUCAACAUGACCUCACCACCACUCAACACAUCAUCACCAUCAGUCAACAUGACUUCUCCACCACAAAAUGCAACUUCAUCCCCAGUGAACAUGACCUCAGCACCACUCAACUCAACUUCACCACCAGCCAAUAUGACCUCACCUCCCCUUAAUAUUACCUCACCCCCAGCUAACAUGACCUCAACACCAUUUAAUGCAACCUCGCCGCCGGUCAACAUGACCUCACCACCACUCAACGCAACCUCACCACCAGCCAACAUGACCUCACCACCACAAAACGCAACUUCACCGCCAGUCAACGUUACCUCAGCGCCACUGAAUGCAACCUCACCCCCAGCUAACAUGACAUCACCACCAUUUAAUACAACUUCAUCACCAGCCAAUAUGACCUCACCUCCCCUUAAUUUUACCUCACCCCCAACUAACAUGACAUCAACACCACAAAACGCAACUUCAUCGCCAGUCAACAUGACCUCAGCACCACUGAAUGCAACCUCACCACUAUUCAAUAUGACCGCACCACCACUCAACACAUCAUCACCAUCAGCCAACAUGACUUCUCCACCACAAAAUGCAACUACACCCCCAGUGAACAUGACCUCAGCACCACUCAACUCAACUUCACCACCAGCCAAUAUGACCUCACCUCCCCUUAAUGUUACCUCAGCCCCAGCUAACAUGACCUCAACACCAUUUAAUGCAACCUCGCCGCCGGUCAACAUGACCUCACCACCACUCAACGCAACCUCACCACCAGCCAACAUGACCUCACCACCACAAAACGCAACUUCACCGCCAGUCAACGUUACCUCAGCGCCACUGAAUGCAACCUCACCCCCAGCUAACAUGACAUCACCACCAUUUAAUUCAACUUCAUCACCAGCCAACAUGACCUCACCACCACUGAAUGCAACUUCACCCCCAACCAACAUGACCUCACCACCACUUAAUGUAACCUCACCACCAUUCAACAUGACCUCACCACCACUCAACACAUCAUCACCAUCAGUCAACAUGACUUCUCCACCACAAAAUGCAACUUCAUCCCCAGUGAACAUGACCUCAGCACCACUCAACUCAACUUCACCACCAGCCAAUAUGACCUCACCUCCCCUUAAUAUUACCUCACCCCCAUCUAACAUGACCUCAACACCAUUUAAUGCAACCUCGCCGCCGGUCAACAUAACCUCACCACCACUCAAUGCAACCUCACCACCAGUCAACAUGACCUCACCACCACAAAACGCAACUUCACCACCAGUCAACGUUACCUCAGCGCCACUGAAUGCAACCUCACCCCCAGCUAACAUGACAUCACCACCAUUUAAUGCAACUUCAUCACCAGCCAACAUGACCUCACCACCACAAAACGCAACUUCAUCGCCAGUCAACAUGACCUCAGCACCACUGAAUGCAACUUCACCCCCAACCAACAUGAUCUCACCACCACUUAAUGCAACCUCACCACCAGCUAACAUGACCUCAACACCAUUUAAUGCAACCUCGCCGCCGGUCAACAUGACCUCAUCACCACUCAACGCAACCUCACCACCAUUCAACAUGACCUCACCACCACUCAACACAUCAUCACCAUCAGCCAACAUGACUUCUCCACCACAAAAUGCAACUUCACCCCCAGUGAACAUGACCUCAGCACCACUCAACUCAACUUCACCACCAGCCAAUAUGACCUCACCUCCCUUUAAUGUUACCUCACCCCCAGCUAACAUGACCUCAACACCAUUUAAUGCAACCUCGUCGCCGGUCAACAUGACCUCACCACCACUCCACUCAACCUCACUACCAGCCAACAUGACCUCAGCACCACUGAAUGCAACUUCUCCUCCAACCAACAUGACCUCACCACCACUUCAUAUAACCUCACCACCAUUCAACAUGACCUCACCACCACAAAACGCAACUUCACCGCCAGUCAACGUUACCUCAGCGCCACUGAACGCAACCUCACCCCCAGCUAACAUGACAUCAGCACCAUUUAAUGCAACUUCAUCACCAGCCAACAUGACCUCACCACCACAAAACGCAACUUCACCGCCAGUCAACGUUACCUCAGCGCCACUGAAUGCAACCUCACCCCCAGCUAACAUGACAUCAACAUCACAAAACGCAACUUCACCGCCACUCAACAUAACGGCAGCACCGCUAAAUGCAACCACAACACCAGCCACUAAUACCUCAGCACAACUCAGCACAACAAGUUUGUCAGUCGUUUUGCCACCAACUGAAAGUCCAACCACAGUUUCACCUUCAACACCACCAGUCAACAUGACGUCAGCACCACUCAAUGCAACUUCAUCACCAGUCAACAUGACCUCAGCACCACUCAAUGCAACUUCACCACCAGUCAACAUGACCUCAGCACCACUCAAUGCAACUUCACCACCAGUCAAUAUGACCUCAGCACCACUCAAUGCAACUUCACCACCAGUCAAUAUGACCUCAGCACCACUCAAUGCAACUUCACCCCCAAUCAACAUGACGUCAGCACCACUCAAUGCAACUUCACCACCAGUCAACAUGACGUCAGCACUCCUCAAUGCAACUUCAUCACCAGUCAACAUGACAUCAGCACCACUCAAUGCAACUUCAUCGCCAGUCAACAUGACCUCACCACCACUCAAUGCAACUUCAUCGCCAGUCAACAUGACCUCAGUGCCACUCAAUACAACUUCACCACCACUCAAUGCAACUUCACCACCAAUCAAUAUGACGUCAGCACCACUCAAUACAACUUCACCACCACUCAAUGCAACUUCAUCACCAGUCAACAUGACCUCACCACCACUCAAUGCAACUUCAUCGCCAGUCAACAUGACCUCAGUGCCACUCAAUGCAACUUCACCACCAGUCAACAUGACGUCAGCACCACUCAAUGCAACUUCAGCACCACUCAACACAACCUCACCACCGCUCAAUGCAACCUCUCCACCAGUCAACAUGACUUUACCACCGCAAAAUGCAACGUCUCCACCAGUCAACAUGACCUCGGCACCACUUAAUUUAACUUUACCACCAGUUAACACGACCUCAUCACCAAUCAAUUCUACCUCACCACAAGUCAACACAACAAGUUUGCCUGUCGUUUUGCCACCAACUGAAAGUCCAACCACAGUUCCACCUUCAACACCACCAGUCAACAUGACGUCAGCACCACUCAAUGCAACAUCAUCACCAGUCAACAUGACCUCAGCACCACUCAAUGCAACAUCAUCACCAGUCAACAUGACCUCAGCACCACUCAAUGCAACUUCAUCACCAGUCAACAUGACCUCAACGCCACUCAAUGCAACUUCACCACCAGUCAACAUGACCUCAGCACCACUCAAUGCAACUUCAUCACCAGUCAACAUGACCUCAGCACCACUCAAUGCAACUUCACCACCAGUCAACAUGACCUCAGCACCACUCAAUGCAACUUCACCACCAGUCAAUAUGACCUCAGCACCACUCAAUGCAACUUCACCACCAGUCAACAUGACUUCACCACCGCAAAACAUAACCUCACCACCAGCCAACAUGACUUCACCACCACAAAACGCAACUUCACCCCCAGUCAACAUGACUUACGACAACCCCAUCACUCAACGCAACCUCACCACCAGUCAACAUGACAUCAGCACCACAAGUCAACACAACAAGUUUGCCAGUUCCACCUUCAACACCACCAGUCAACAUGACGUCAGCACCACUCAAUGCAACAUCAUCACCAGUCAACAUGACCUCAGCACCACUCAAUGCAACUUCACCACCAGUCAACAUGACCUCAGCACCACUCAAUGCAACUUCACCACCAGUCAACAUGACCUCAGCACCACUCAAUGCAACUUCACCACCAGUCAACAUGACCUCAGCACCACUCAAUGCAACUUCACCACCAGUCAACAUGACCUCAGCACCACUCAAUGCAACUUCACCACCAGUCAACAUGACGUCAGCACCACUCAAUGCAACUUCACCACCACUCAAUGCAACUUCACCACCAGUCAACAUGACUUCACCACUGCAAAAUGCAACUUCACCAGCACCAAAUGCAACCUCUUCACCAGUCAACAUGACGUCAGCACCACUCAAUGCAACUUCACCACCAGUCAACAUGACUUCACCACCACUCAAUGCAACUUCACCACCACUCAAUGCAACCUCUCCACCAGUCAACAUGACGUCAGCACCACUCAAUGCAACUUCACCACCAGUCAACAUGACUUCACCACCGCAAAAUGCAACUUCACCACCACCCAAUGCAACCUCUCCACCAGUCAACAUGACGUCAGCACCACUCAAUGCAACUUCACCACCACUCAAUGCAACUUCACCACCAGUCAACAUGACUUCAGCACCGCAAAAUGCAACUUCACCACCACCCAAUGCAACCUCUCCACCAGUCAAUAUGACGUCAGCACCACAAAUCAACACAACAAGUUUACCAGGUGA
Centropristis striata (black sea bass) is the source of this 10827-nucleotide messenger RNA. RefSeq names its product mucin-2-like. The coding region runs from base 1 to 10827 and encodes 3608 amino acids. The transcript has 9 exons. The record is from RefSeq and is a predicted model, not a curated record. Lineage: Eukaryota; Metazoa; Chordata; Actinopteri; Perciformes; Serranidae.